AUGUCAUACGGCAGCGAGACGCCGCACGUCUGGAGCAGCUCAUCUGGCAGUGAGGUGUCUCCAUACGGGCCGCUUUGGGACGCGCCGCCGGCCCCGGUACCGUACCCUGACAUCCUGGCCUUCCCACCGGCCGACCUGGUCUGGUCGGCAGCAGGGUGCGGACGGGCCUCAUCCCGCUCGACGCCGGGCAAGAAGCCGCGCCGUCGGGUCGCCUCUGUAGCUCAGCGUCGAGCCGCCAACAUCCGCGAGAGACGUCGCAUGUUCAACCUGAAUGAAGCUUUCGAUAAAUUACGACGCAAGUAUACUUUGUUCUUCUUGAGUCAAGCAUUGGCCGACAUCAACGUCAUACGACGAAAGAGAGACAUGGUAUCAAUAAAGAAUUUUCUGUAUAGCCUCUUUGGUUCAAAAACAAACAAUGGGAAUAUUUACAGAGUAUUUGACGAUAAUAAUGAUUAUAUAAAAACUAUACCAGAUUAUGGUAGUAAUUUUCGCAAAAUGCCGAUGGUAAACUCACAUGAACUCAUUCAUUAUCAGGGCUUACCAUAUAGACACCUAGUUGAGGAAAAUUCAGCACAAAUAUCGUCGCUUAAGAGGAAAUCGUUAAUUAGUGGAAAAUCAUUCGCAGAAAAUAAUAUUAAGAAAUAUAAUAACAAGAUGAUUUACUGUAAUAGCAAUUCAGACGUUAUUGUACCUGAAAAAAGUAAAAUUUUAGUAGAAAAACCUUUGUUUAUUCGAAAUAGACUUCAAGAUCUAAUUAUGGGGCGUACUAUUUUUCUUCCCAUAACAACGGCAAAAAUUGAAAGAUUUAUUAUUCCUGCUAAUAAAGGAGAGGUGCACGUAUCUAACUAUCCAGUAAAGCGUGUGCCGUACAAAGAACCCAUAAAUAUAAAUGAAGAUCUUAAUUUGCCAAGAUCAUCAUCUCUUCUCUCCUUAAAUAACAAUAUAUCUACAACAACAACUCUACCAGAUCAUGCGAGACUAACGAAAGAGAGUUUACCAAUAAAAACGAAUUCUGCUCUCGAUAUUUCAAAAAUAGUAAGAUUUACCGAACCUGUGCAUUCGAGGUAUAGCUACAAAAAUAUUUACCAGACGCAGCAAAACCAAGAUAUUAAUGUAAAUAAUAACAAUUCAUAUGUGACUUCCUCAACUGUGGCAACAGACUCUACAACGAAAAGUGUACCUUUGAAAAAAGAUAUUAGCAAAGGCUUACCUGCGAAUUACUUUUUCUUACCGCCAAUUCGUACAGAAAAAGCAUCAGUUCAUGUACCAGUAAAUAGAAGAAAACCAGUCCAAGAAAAUUUGUCAGGUGAUAAUUAUUUGGACAUUUCUUUAAAAUAUAAUCCUAUAGUUGUAUUCGACCAUACGAAUAAAAGGAAUGAUCAAGCAAUUAACAUAAAUUUACAGGAAAAACAACGUGGAGAUAUCCCUGAUGUGUCAUUA
Messenger RNA from Brenthis ino (lesser marbled fritillary), 1440 nucleotides. Lineage: Eukaryota; Metazoa; Arthropoda; Insecta; Lepidoptera; Nymphalidae. The record is from the annotation of a GenBank genome assembly.